Choloepus didactylus (southern two-toed sloth) is the source of this 3379-nucleotide messenger RNA. Its product is annotated as histone H4. NCBI's taxonomy places the organism in Eukaryota, Metazoa, Chordata, Mammalia, Pilosa, Megalonychidae. Gene Ontology annotation, molecular function: DNA binding; structural constituent of chromatin; protein heterodimerization activity. The transcript has a single exon. Gene Ontology annotation, biological process: nucleosome assembly. Bases 20 to 331 code for a protein of 103 amino acids. The record is from RefSeq and is a predicted model, not a curated record. Gene Ontology annotation, cellular component: nucleosome.
UGCUUUUAGGUUACUGACGAUGUCUGGUCGCGGCAAGGGUGGUAAGGGUCUUGGGAAGGGAGGCGCUAAACGCCAUCGCAAAGUACUGCGCGACAAUAUCCAAGGCAUAACCAAGCCGGCUAUCCGUCGUCUGGCCAGGCGUGGGGGCGUAAAGCGCAUUUCCGGCCUCAUUUACGAAGAAACGCGCGGUGUUCUGAAGGUAUUCCUGGAGAACGUGAUUCGUGACGCUGUCACCUACACUGAGCAUGCUAAGCGCAAGACGGUCACCGCCAUGGACGUAGUCUACGCCCUCAAGCGUCAAGGCCGCACGCUUUACGGCUUCGGCGGUUAAUUCUGACAAUACCCGGUGUACUUUCUGCCAAAACCAAAGGCCCUUUUCAGGGCCAUCUAUGUGUUCAUUUUGAAAGAGUUAGUAGCUUUUCUUUUCGGCCCUACGCGUUUGCUUUGAAACAUUGUUUACUUUGAAACAUUGUUAACAUUGUGGUCAAUGAUAGCAAUUGGUUUAAGUGUUUCCUUAUGAUGAAGGGCUAGUCAGGUCCUUCGUUUGUUAUAGUUGUCCAUGUUACCAAGGUUCUAUGCUUGCUGUGCAUUUUGUGCGUUAUUCCUAGGUGGCUGACGCUUUGCGCCUUCAAUAGAACAAGCUUGUGAAUAAUUAGAAGGCCAGGAGAUAAUUAUUGGGUGUUAUUGAAGCCUUCUUGCAAUAAGCCACUGUAAUAGAGGGAUGGACAACUUUAGAAGUCCCGUAAGUCCUUCGAGAAGGGGAUUAAUACGAAUUGGUUUUUAAAGAGUGGAGCUACAGCAUGACUGCUUCCCUUAGAGGCCCUCUAUCCAUCUAUCUCCAGCUACUGAUUUCUCUUGCAGAAUCCAAAAGAACCCUUUAUUUUUCCUGGCUAAUAUAAAUACACUAGCCGAUUUAUAUUACUGUAUUCUCAGUAUUUAUCUUUUUAUCUUGAAAUGGCAAGCGUUUACAAGCUUAUCUUACCUUAAAUUAUUGAUAAGGGCACUGUGGUUGCACGCCAAACAUAGUGACAACCCAAGUCUUAAUGAUUCAAAUUGUGCCCUCUUUAAGUACACUACAUGUCAGCAAACGGGACAAAAAUAAGCAAGUGGUUCUCAAACGGGGUUACCUCAUUCCCUUUUUGAAGUCUUACCUACUGCAAUCUUUCUACAAUUUUUCAGGACUGUCAGCACGCCACUGUAUUCUUUGGUGUCUUAGCAACAGGCAUUCUGUGAAGUUUCUUGGGGAAAUUUUGGGGGUAAACUGUCUUUUCUCAAAUAAAAUUUGCUUACUUAUAAUAAUAGAGGCAUAGCUGAACAGGUGGAUGUCCUGCCAGAGUAACCAUUCCUGGCUUUCUGGUAGCAGGUGUGAGCAUGUGGCUAAAUUCUCUCCAAUAAAUGUGGCCAGAAAUGGAAAAAACUACUUUGAGAUUUGGACCUUAAAACCUUGUAUAUUGCCAUCUUUCCUCUUUCCAUCAGUUAUAAAAGUGUUGAUCUGGUUGUGACCAAGAGGAGAUCAUUAGACCCUAAGAGAGGGUCCCCGACUGAUCACAAGGAGCAGAGCUGCACCCCCCGCCCCCAGGGUUGGGGGGGUGCUAAACUAAUCACAAUGGAUCUGUGCCAUGAGACAUAAAUAACUUUAAACUGCUUUAUAGUUGAGUGUUAUAGCAGAUUAACUUAAUCAUAUAAAAUAGUCUUGUUUUCUCAAUUUAUUUAGCCAUGUGUUUCUCCUUCCAUUGGUCAAUGCUCUGAAGGAGAGCUGAUCCUAAAUGAAGUUCUUUUCUGGGUAGCUCCUCCACUACAUUCCACUGUAGAUGUAACACAGGACAGGGGCUCAUCAUAUGUUAAAGACUAACAGAUAGAUCAUCAUAUUUAUGUCUUUUGCAUCGUCUCUGCUUGAGAGACAGUAGCUUACCAAUUGGUGAUUAAAAACAAAUUGAGAAAAGAUCAGUUGAAAAACCUGGAAACUGGUGUCCAAAAGUUCAGAGCCUUUGAAUUCAUCUUCUAUUGCUAAUCUUAGCAAAUUUAUUUCACAAGGCCUAUAUUAUUAAUAGUCUAUAUCAUUAAGAAAAUUAUAUAUUGUUUAAAAGAAACAGUCCCAGUCCCCCUCUUGAGAGAUUAAAAAGGAACUGGAAGACUUGUACAGAGUAAUGCUUAAUUGUAGUAUAUCUUUUGUCAAGUUACUUAACAUCUCUGUGCCUCAAUUUCUUCUUUUACAAAGUGCAGAUAAUAGUAGUACCUCAUAGGCUUUGAGGUGAAAAAUAUUAUUUAUUAAGCAUUUUGACCAGUGCAUGGCACAUGGUAAACAUGCUAUAUAUUGAUUAUUGUUAUUAUUACUAUUAUUACUCUUUAUGGUAAUAGAGAGGCACAGAGAAAAUGAGGAUGGCAUUUGAACCAUGAAGACCUGCAUUUUGAAGUCCCAGCACUGUCAUUUUUCUUAUCUUUGUGGUCUAUGGCAAGUUACUUGAACACCUUGUGGUCACUAUUCCCUUAUUUGUAAUUUAGGGAAAGCUCAUACUUGUGCGAGGAUUGAGUAAGAUAGUAUAAAGUAAAUAAAGCCAUAAUAUGUAUUUAACUUAUUUAAGGUCACAUAUACUCUUUAGAAGUUGCAAGUAUAUUAAGGUUCUUUUGCAUGCAAAUAUCAAAAACCAAUUCCAGGUAAUUUAAGAAAAAAAAAAAAAAAACAAUAAGCAGCAACCAACUUUUGAAAUUUAAGUUUGUGGACAACAUUUAAGGAAUUGAUGAACACUGAAAACUCAGGCCAUUCUUUUACUGAUUGAUCCCGAAGGGGGAGAUGCAUGAAUUAAUUAGAUAUGACCUGAGCUAGAGGGUUAACAAUAUAAUGGGGACACUUGGGGCUCAGUCCUGAAUGGGGCUUUUUCCAGAGAAGAGGGAAUAAUCAUGAUCCUGAAGCUGCCCCAGAUGGUGUCUGCCAUGUGUGGCAAAUGUCCUCCAGGACCUUUAACCCAAGUGUUAGGGAUCGAACUGUGUCCUAUGCAAGACAUUUUUAAGCCCUAACCCCUGGCCCUGUGGGUGUGAACAAAAGAGGCUAAAUUGAAUCAGGUUGUGCUUUAAUCCAAAGAGACCCAAGUCUUUAUAAGCAAUGGAAAUUUGGACAUAGGUAUAGAAGCCAUAGGAAGAGACAGAAAGAAAUGUAUCACCUUGUGAUGGAGGUGAAGAUUAAUUGCCAGUAAGCCACCACCCGAGAACACUGCAGACUUCAGAGAAAGUCUGUUCUGCUGACACCUGGAUUUUGGACUUCUAGCCUCCAAAACUGUGAAAUUCCUGUUGCUUAAAUCUAUAGUAUUUGUCACAGCAACCCUGGCAAACUAAGAUACCAAGUUCCCAGUGAUUUACCGUAUCCUUAACUCCUACCUGUUCU